AUGACCGAAAACUCCAUUGAAUUAUCCGAUUUACCACCGGAAAUGCUGCGAUUAUUGGUGGAGAAAUGUGAUUUCGUUACAAGACGCCUACUCCGCGCUUCCUCUUCUCUCAUGUAUCAAGUCGUCGGUUCCACUAAACUAUACAUUCCAUCAGUAGGACUGAAGCUUUGGAAUGGAGCAGUGGUUGUGGAGCUUAUAAACUUACCGUGCAAACGCCAAUACAUGCUAGGAUUCCAGAAAAAUGAGACGGGCGGAACACUAAUUUGGACCAAUAUUCAAAAGGCAGUGGAUAUUGAAAACUCGGAUUACAUGGGCGAAGCGGUCGACUGGUUCAGACAGAUGUGUCUUCAGAAAAACGUCACAAUCGGAAAGUUUUGCAUCAAUACGAAUGACGACCCGAAACAAAUGACAGAAAAACUCGACGAAGUUCUGAAGAAAAGUGAAAUUCCACUUAAAAUCGAAUCUAUUCAUUGUGUGGGAACAGAAUCUAGUGAUUCGAUGUGGAAGGUUAUGGAGUAUUGUGAUAAGAGGCUGUUUAAAGAGAUGAAAGUGGAACAGUUUGAUGAAGAUGAGAUUUUCGAAUUAUUCGGAAAGCAGGACGAAAUUGUCAAAAAUUUGGAGAAGAUUGAGAUCAACUGCCUCUGCAAUGUCUCUGUUGAUGACGUUCUAUCUCUCAACGCUUCUGUGAUCUCUUUGAAAUCCGAGAAUUUCACUGACGAUUUAGUCUACGAACUCAUCGAAAAAUUCACAAAGAGGAGAGAAGAUGGAUCGGCAUUCUGUAUCGAAAACUCGCAGAAACGAAAUUUGGAUUUGGAAACGAUUCCGCCAGGAUUCAAGGAGACGGAUAGUACAAAAAGAUUCAAAGAAUACCGCAACGAACUCAUCAACACCAAUCAUCCGACCGUCUACCUCCGUGUCAGUGAAGAUCGAGUUGUCCUUCAGAUCGGAGACACCAAAAAGGCGAAUUUCUGGAUGGAAGAUGAAUCCGAUUCCGAAACAAGCGAUGACUCUGAUUCUUCCUCUGGAUCGGACAGUGAUUCAGACGCGAAUGAGUAUGCAUCCGAUUAG
Caenorhabditis remanei is the source of this 1068-nucleotide messenger RNA. RefSeq lists its product as uncharacterized. The transcript is spliced from 4 exons. NCBI's taxonomy places the organism in Eukaryota, Metazoa, Nematoda, Chromadorea, Rhabditida, Rhabditidae. The record is from RefSeq and is a predicted model, not a curated record. Bases 1 to 1068 code for a protein of 355 amino acids.